AAUAUUAAUUAAAUUCUUUACUAUUCAUAAUCCUAUCCUAUUGACCCAAACCAAAAUCCCGUUGGCUAAACAAACAGAUUACAAACACAAAUCUACGUACAGAUCGGCUUUAAUUUCAUUUCCAUGCAUUCCCAUUCAUUACUAUUUCUGGAAAUUCUACUUUCUCAAUUUUAUAAAUGAAAAACUCCCGCCCUGUUUCCUGCAACCCUACAAACAACAACGUAGCUUUUAGUCUUUCAGAAAUGUCAACCUCUGAUUAUACUCCUAAAGCUAAAGCCAAAGGCAAAGCUUACUGGCACUGGAACACUACCAAAACAAAGCUUGAUUUUCCUGCUGUUAUUGUUUUCUGUUGCUUCUUCUUCGUUUUUGGCUUCCUUUGUUCAAGCCUUCGCUCUCAGGUUUCUGGAGUAAGGCAGAGAGGGAGGCAGCUGCUUAAUUCAGUGGAGUAUGAGUUGAUGGGACAUGGAAAAACUGGAGAUGAUUCUAUUUCUGUUAUUCCUUUUCAGGUUAUAAGUUGGAGGCCACGUGCUUUUUAUUUUCCGAAAUUCGCAACUCUGGAGCAAUGCCAACAUAUAAUUAACUUGGCAAAACCAUACCUUGCACCUUCCAAAUUAGCUUUGCGGAAAGGGGAAUCAGAAGGUCCACAGGAUGUUAGAACAAGUACGGGCACGUUUCUUAGUGUUUCUGACGAUCCUACCGGAGUUUUGGACGCCAUUGAAGAGAAAAUAGCAAAGGCUACAAAGCUUCCAAGGACUCACUAUGAGCAUUUUAAUGUUCUGCGCUAUGAGUUGGGACAAAAGUACGAUUCACAUCUUGAUGCGUUCCCUGUCGAACAAUACGGUCCCCAAAAGAGCCAAAGGGUUGCUACCUUUUUAGUAUAUCUGUCAGAGGUUGAAGGAGGAGGGGAAACUGCAUUUCCAUUCGAAAAUGGGUUGAAUAUGGAUGGAAGUUAUGAUUUCAAGAAGUGUAUAGGUCUGAAAGUGAAGCCACGCAUCGGCGAUGGGUUUCUGUUCUAUUCAUUGUUUCCCAAUAAUACGAUCGAUACGGCAUCACUUCAUACCAGCUGUCCCGUAAUCAAAGGUGAAAAAUGGGUGGUUACGAAAUGGAUCAGAGAUCAAAAAGAUUUUUUUUAGGGAUCGAUCCCUUCCCAUCAGUCAAGUUGUCCCAGAGUUUUUGACUGGCUUCUC
Messenger RNA from Gossypium raimondii (Peruvian cotton), 1187 nucleotides. RefSeq names its product probable prolyl 4-hydroxylase 9. Bases 177 to 1133 code for a protein of 318 amino acids. NCBI's taxonomy places the organism in Eukaryota, Viridiplantae, Streptophyta, Magnoliopsida, Malvales, Malvaceae. The transcript is spliced from 8 exons. Gene Ontology annotation, cellular component: endoplasmic reticulum. Gene Ontology annotation, molecular function: procollagen-proline 4-dioxygenase activity; iron ion binding; L-ascorbic acid binding. Gene Ontology annotation, biological process: peptidyl-proline hydroxylation to 4-hydroxy-L-proline. The record is from RefSeq and is a predicted model, not a curated record.